Molecule: messenger RNA, 1056 nt
Organism: Dioszegia hungarica
Lineage: Eukaryota; Fungi; Basidiomycota; Tremellomycetes; Tremellales; Bulleribasidiaceae
Exons: 6
Coding region: 1-1056 (351 amino acids)
Source: RefSeq, a predicted model, not a curated record
AUGGUCCAACCUGGCCAAACCCAGCCCGCCCGCGGCCUCUUCCCCUUCAACCCCAAUGGCGGCUACAUCCCCUCCAUCUCUCCCGCCCAAUUCCAGGUCCAGCCAGACCUCCGGCAUCAGCCUCAGAACCAGCCCAAUCCUCGCUUCCAACCUCCAAGCACUCAGCCCCCGACCCCCUUCGGCCCCUCAUACCUCCGAGACAGGUGGUAUGCCUCCGAAUCCGUCCGUACCGCCGCCACCGCCCUCCACAACCGUAUCUACGUCCCCGCCGCCUUCUCGCCGGACGUGAGAUACGACGCGCUCUUCAGGCCAAUCAUCACGUGCGCGAUCGAUUGGUCAGAGGUGCAUGGGCCGUUCCUUACGGUCCGGAUGUGGAGGUGGACCGGCUGGUUCGCCCCUGGAGAAACGGGGUUGGUCGUGGAGAAGUUCCUGGGGAGGCAUGGGCUCAGACACCCCAAUAACAAAGAACCAGCCGGUCUGGCUCUCAAGCUGGAGCAAAUCCUUGCCGGCUUACCGCUGCUCAAAUCAGGCAUGAUCAAGCUUCCACCCAAUGGAUGUGCCAAGCUCCUCAUUGCCGCCAGACCGGAAUCUUCGGAUAGCAUGGUCGAAGUGUUCCUCGAGGGGGACGGACACGAAGUCGUCGAGUCUGGUCUAUGGGAGGGGAAUCUGAAUCGCCUGUUCAGCGGGGGUCGAGUGCGCGACGCUUCUCUACCCCUCAUCAUGGCCCUCCGGCUCGCACCUCGCCUGCCCACCUUCCGUCCCGAGGAUGUCCCGCACCAGGACGCGUACGACCCUCGCGUCAUGCCUAUCCCGGUACUAGGUGCAGUCCCGCCUCAGUCCGGGACAACCUACCAUCAGCGCCAGACCACAGCGCAGCUCCGCACUCCCCCUCGCGCCGCUCCUUCACUCUUCCGCGGUCCGGCAAGUCCCAGCUCGACCAUUCUCGGUACCCCGACAGGUGGAGAGGCCCAUCCUACGGCGUUAUCGGACCUGACGACCGAGGGGAUCUGGCAUCUCCCAGGACCAGUGGCUGGCUUGGGCAACGGAAGAUUCUAG